AACAAUCUAUUUUUUUUAUUAAUACAAAAUUGAUUUAAUAUUUGUUUAUAUCUGGACCAGUAUUUAUUUAUACCUGAAAUAACCCUGAAAUAAGCAAUCGCAGGGCUAAAAAGAAAGAUAAAUUAUCAGUUCGCCAGCACCUUCCAUCAGCAGCAGGCAAUUCGACCAUCCGUCCGUCCGUCCGUCCGUCCAUCACCCUCCAUGUUCGCGGCCUCCUUAUCCCCACCGUCCAUUCCUCCUCACCCAUCCACCACCGCCACCACCGCACCAGCCCUCUCGGAGACGAAGCAACUCCAAGCCCUCCUACUCAAAACCGGCGCGGCCCAGAACCGUCUCCUCUCCCUCGGCGCGAACCGGACCGGCCCUGCAGACCCUUCCCUCAUCGCCCGCGCACUCGUCCUCCUCUCCCACUCCCCCAAUCCCACUCCCACUCCCUCCUUCCUACGCAACACCAUCCUCCAAUCCCUCUCCCAAUCCCCUCAUCCCCAGCGCGCUAUUCUCCUCUACUCCGCCUCCCUCGAAUACGCCAUCCCCCCCACCCCCCACACAUUCCCCUCCCUCCUCAAAUCCCUCUCCCUCCUCCUCGCUCUCCGCGAAGGGUCCCAGAUCCACGCCCACAUCGUCAAGCUCGGGUUCAAAUCCGAUCUCCACUCGCGCAAUGCCCUGAUCCAUCUCUACGCCUCCUGCGGCUGCGUCGACCGCGCGCGCAAGGCGUUCGAUGGAAUGCCCCAGAGGGAUGUCGUAUCCUGGAACGCCAUGAUCGCGGGCUAUGCGCGGAAUAAGCUAUCCGGGGCCGCGCUGGAGCUGUUCCGCGAGCUCCAGCUCGCGGGCGGGGUCGCCCCCGACGAGGUCACUCUCGUGGCCGCGCUCACUGCGUGCGCCGACGCAGGCGCGCUCCGGCUCGGCGAGUGGGCGCACCGUUAUAUCCGAAGGCAUCGAAUGGACGGCCGGAUCGGCGUUAACACCGCACUGAUAGACAUGUACUCCAAGUGUGGGUGCAUCGAUCGGGCCGUUGAAAUAUUUGAGAAUAUAGCCGUUAGGAAUCUCGUUGCUUGGACGGCUGUGAUCAAUGGCUUGGCCAUCAACGGUUGUGGACGGACGGCGAUCGAGUACUUUGAUCGAAUGGUGAUGGAGGAUGGGAUAGAACCGGACGAAGUAAUAUUCAUCAGUGUACUCUCGGCAUGCAGCCAUUCUGGGUUGCUUGAUGAAGGGCGGAGAUUGUUCGACGAAAUGAAGGGGCAGUACAGAUUGGUUCCGCAGGCAGAGCAUUAUGGUUGUAUGGUCGACUUACUGGGCCGUGCCGGACGGCUGGAUGAGGCUUUGGAAUUGAUCCGGACAGCUCCCUUUAAGCCGACGGCGGUACUAUGGCGAACACUGUUAGGUGCAUGUAAAGUGCACAAGAAUGUUGGAAUCGGUGAGGCGGCAAUGCAGGAGAUCCAACGGCUGGACCCACAUCACCACGGUGACCACGUGCUGAUGUCCAACAUCUACGCCACCGCAGGGCAGCAGGACGAUGCUGUGCACAUGCGGAGGAGGAUGAAGAAGCAAGGGAUCGGUAAGGAGCCCGGAUGCAGUGUGAUUGAAUUGGACGGUCGGGUUUACUCAUUUGUGGUGGAGGAUAAGUUGCACCGCCACUCACGUGAGGUGCAUGUGAUGCUGGAUCGGAUUGAGCGUGAGCUGAGGAAGGCCGGGAACGUGCCGGAGACUGCAGUGGCCCCAGCGGCACACCAUAGUGAGAGGGCGGCGGUAGCAUUUGGGCUGAUGAGGACCGCGCCAGGGACGACGCUGAGGGUGGUGAAGAACUUGAGAGUCUGCGAGGAUUGCCAUGUCGCGAUGAAGCUGAUAUCGAAGAUAUAUGGAAGGGAGAUUGUGUUGAGGGAUCGGAGCCGGUUCCACCACUUCAAAGAUGGGUCAUGCUCUUGUGGUGAUUACUGGUAGUAGAGUCGCGGCGCCGGCAUAGGCUUCAUUUUUUUGGGUUUGCUAGUGAAGCAGUUGCUCACACUUUGUAGAUCGUUUGCUUCUUCAAUGUCUGAGUUUUGAACAA
This is a messenger RNA of Ananas comosus (pineapple), 2044 nucleotides long. Its product is annotated as pentatricopeptide repeat-containing protein At5g66520-like. Bases 202 to 1938 code for a protein of 578 amino acids. The record is from RefSeq and is a predicted model, not a curated record. NCBI's taxonomy places the organism in Eukaryota, Viridiplantae, Streptophyta, Magnoliopsida, Poales, Bromeliaceae. The transcript has a single exon. Gene Ontology annotation, molecular function: zinc ion binding; protein binding; RNA binding. Gene Ontology annotation, biological process: RNA modification.